Phyllostomus hastatus (greater spear-nosed bat) is the source of this 1308-nucleotide messenger RNA. RefSeq names its product HAUS augmin like complex subunit 1 (gene HAUS1). Bases 65 to 901 code for a protein of 278 amino acids. Gene Ontology annotation, cellular component: cytosol; HAUS complex. The record is from RefSeq and is a predicted model, not a curated record. The transcript is spliced from 9 exons. Gene Ontology annotation, biological process: centrosome cycle; spindle assembly. NCBI's taxonomy places the organism in Eukaryota, Metazoa, Chordata, Mammalia, Chiroptera, Phyllostomidae.
GGCUUUCAGAGCUGGCAGGGCAAUUCUGGGAGUUGGGGCUCGAGAAGUGGCGGGAGCUGCGGCUAUGGAAUCGCCUGAAGAGAAAGAGGCGCAGGUUGCUGCGUGGUUGAAAAAGAUAUUUGGAGAUCAUCCCAUUCCGCAGUAUGAGGUGAAUCCACGGACCACAGAGAUUUUACAUCACCUUGCAGAACGCAACAGGGUCAGGGACAGGGAUGUCCACCUGGUAAUAGAGGACUGGAAACAGAAAGCCAGUGAAUAUGAAUCAGAAGCCAAGCGUCUUCAAGACCUUCUCAUGGAGAGUGUGAAUUUUUCCCCUGCCAAUCUCUCUAGCACUGCAUCUAGGUAUCUGAAUGCUUUGGUUGACAGUGCAGUGGCCCUUGAAACAAAGGAUACCUCACUAACCAGUUUUCUCCCUGCAGUGAAUGAUUUGACCUCUGAUCUUUUUCGUACCAAAUCCAAAAAUGAAGAAAUCAAGCUUGAACUGACAAAAGUUGAAAAAAAUUUAACUGCAAGUUUAGUGUUAGAAAAACGUCUACGAGAGGAUCUCAAGAAGGCAGAGCUUCACCUGUCUGCGGAAAGGGCCAAGGCUGACCAUCGUCUCCAGAACAGGGACUUCCUGAAAGCGAAGUCAGAGGAGUUCAGAUUUGGAAUCAAAGCCGCAGAGGAGAAACUUUUAGCCCGAGGCAUGGAUGCUUCGUUGUCUCAUCAGUCACUGGUAGCGCUUUCAGAGAGACUAGAGGAACUAAAACAACAGACUAUACCUUUGAAGAAAAAAUUGGAGUCCUAUUUAGAUUUAAUGCCGAAUCCAUCUCUUGCUCAGGUGAAAAUUGAAGAAGCAAAGCGAGAACUAGACACCAUUGAAGCUGAACUUACAAAGAGAGUAGACAUGAUGGAACUGUGAACGGAGCCAAGUAAACUUUGUCUUCUCCAAUGAAGUAAAUUAAAUAGGACUUUAAAGAAUGUUUCCUUGCCGUGGUUGGUGUGGUUCGGUUGGGCAUUGUCCUGCAAACCGAAAGGUCUCCUAUUCAAUUCCCAGUCAGGACAUGUGCCUGGAUUGCUGGUUUGGUCCCUGGUCGGGGCCAUAUACGGAAGGCAACUGAUUGGUGUUUCUCACGUCAUUGUUUCUCUCACUCCCUUCCUCUCUCUCUGUUAAAAAAAAAGGAUUGUUUCCUCUUGGUAUUCCUUAAUAACUUAGUGUCUGUGUUCUUAGACAAGAUGAUGUCACUGUUGAUAGGAUAGUGGCUUCUGCUAUGUAUUGCAUUUUGUGCCCAAAUACAUAGUUUUCACAUUAAAAAUGUUGGUUUUCUA